This is a messenger RNA of Galdieria sulphuraria, 902 nucleotides long. RefSeq lists its product as hypothetical. Gene Ontology annotation, cellular component: CHRAC; epsilon DNA polymerase complex. Bases 84 to 485 code for a protein of 133 amino acids. The record is from RefSeq and is a predicted model, not a curated record. NCBI's taxonomy places the organism in Eukaryota, Rhodophyta, Bangiophyceae, Galdieriales, Galdieriaceae. The transcript has 3 exons. Gene Ontology annotation, biological process: DNA damage response; leading strand elongation; heterochromatin formation. Gene Ontology annotation, molecular function: protein heterodimerization activity; chromatin DNA binding.
CUAUUGAAAAGGAUGCUUUACUAGCUUGCUCUGCUUCUUCUACGGUGUGGAUAACAUAUUUAACGGCUAUAGCUACGGAAGUUAUGAAAGAACGGAAGCGUUCCACACUGUCCGUAGAAGAUAUCUUUACUGCGCUUGUUGAAGUGGAUUUUGGAGACUUUGUAGACCCUUUGAAACAGUUUUUACAGGAAUAUAAAGAACAACAGUCAAGGAAAAAGGAAGCGAAAUGGGAACAGAGGCAAGCCGCACGGGGAAUGUUUCAAGUCCCUGAAGGAGAAGCUUUGGAUAUCACAGCUGAAACUAGAGAUCCUUCGGAUAUUCCUUUUUUUGAACGAGCGUCUUCUUCCACCGGCGUUAUGACAACCUUGAGUUCGGAACCAAUGGUGAAUUAUGUUUCUCAUUAUGAACAACAACAAAGAUACAUAGAUAAUGAAAUGCAAGAAGACAAACCAAAACAAACUUCAAUCGAGUCACUACUCAACUAGCGUUGGAUUACGAAGGGGUACGAGAUUAUUUCAGGUUGAAAGUAUUACAAAUGAGUUGCUUGAUUUCUUUUCUUUUUUCAAGGAGUUGGUUAGAACUUAGGCUUCGAUACAAACACGAAGUAGAUGGAGGACCAGAGAAUUGUACGAAGAGUUCCUGAGAGACAAUGAGGUCUUCGAAAUAAGUUUUCAACUGAAAAGUUUGUGCCUUACCAUGAUUUGUAAAACGUAAAUACCACAGUCAUAAUUAUUGGUUUGUGUUGGAACGGUUUCCACAGAAUAUGUACAAGUAUUAGAAUCCAGGUCUAAUAGCGUUAACAGUUUAUCCGCGAAAGCUUUGGCAUUUUUGGAAGGUGCCUUAUGUAAUGAAUCAUAUUCCAUGAAGUGCUUUUUGCUAGGAAUAAAAGCCAAAAGUGUCCU